AUGAACGUCAGUGUUGUGACUGGGGAGCCGGGCGGAGACCCGUCUGCUCCCUUAAUGGAUUUUUUGGAGGGCUUUAGAGCCAGACCUUGCAUGGCAGGAUUAGAGUGGGCAAGGGACCACUGGCAUAGUGCACAAAGCAUUAUAGACCGGGUCUCGGUUUUGCGGACAAAAGCAAAAUCCAAACCUGGGAGGGGAAAAGUGGCUGUGUGCACUGUCCUGGGGGCAGCUCUGGCAGCUGCUAUACAGGAGAGGGCUGCUCGGCACUGCAAGGAGACGGCAGCGAUCGAGUCUUUAAAGGGGCUGGUGCAGACCCUGCAGAUCCGUAUCGCAGACCUGCGGGGGCAACUAGAAGAUGAAAAAGCACGUAGUGAAAGUUUGCAGCAAGUUUUAGAGGAUGUGCUAUCGCGAGACUCUAGCACGCCGGUCCCUGUCACAGCCACGCCGGUCCCAGCAGCCACUCCGGUCCCUGCCACAGCUUCACUGGUCCCAGCAGUCACGCCGGUCCCUGCCCCGACUGUGCCAGUCCCGGCAGCCGCACCGGUCCCUGCCCCAGUUCUUGCUGGUGUCACGGCUAGUGUCGUCGCUCCCUCAGAACUCAGAAGGGAGCCUGCAGCAACAUUGAGCCGAGCUGACACUGCGGUCUGUGUUCGCCCCUUAAUAAAAACUGAAUAUACAUAUGAAGGUGGCCAGGAUGAGGCCCCCCKUGUAACAACUAAAGAAGUGCCUUUUACACCUAUGGAACUGGCUAAACUGAAAAGGGAAUUUGGCCGCCGCCCUGGUGAAUCAGAAACUGAGUAUGUCUUCCGUGUUUCCUUAAGUGGGGGGGACCAGAUCUCACUCAGUGAGAAAGAAGCAGAGGGAUACUGGGGUCCUAGUGUGUUCCUCACCACGGGAGACAACAGGGCACCAUGGUCUCUGACCCAGAGGGCAGCAUAUUGGGCUGGUGGUCUAGAUCCCUUGGAGAGAGGUGAUCCCCUCACCAUAGAAGGAACCACAGACCAGCUGCUACAGAGCAUUCAUAAGGCUGCUUGCCUACAAAUGAUGUAUGAUCGCAAGCUAGUCCCUUUCCAGGAAUCACCCAUGAUGGUCUCAGUAGAUGCCAAGAAAAUGACUCCCCUAAAUCGGGGGCUUCCUGACUCUCUAAUUUUUGGUAUUCAAUUACAGGGAAAGUUAGAGGCUUUAGCCCCCUUAAAGAGAAUCAUCACUGCUCUGAGAGGUACCACUUCCUCUCCUGAAGGGGAUACCCUGGCACGAGAAAACAAGAUCUGGACCUGGUGAGACAUCGCCCGGGAAUUAAUCAAUUUUGGGAAAAAAUACGGUCCUGUAAAAUCAGCUGUAAGCCAACCAGAGACUUGUGGGGUGAGGCAUACCCGUCUCAGCCCAAGGGUAUCAACCAGACUGUCAUCCAGGAUUCCUCCCCGCUCCAAUCUAGGUGGAAGGGAGCACCUACUCACAAGGCAAGCUAUAUGGGCACAGGGGUGGAGGAAGGGAGUCCCAAAAAGGGUGAUGGAUGGUCUCCCCACAGACAAAUUGGAAAAGGUGGUGGCUGUAUGGCCAGAAAAUAUGUUCAAAGGACCGAGCAUGGGAAAGUGUGUUAGGAGCCCUAGCACACUCCCCUUUAAUCGAAGUAGGUGGGGAAGAAGGUGUGAUAAUGAAACUAAAGCGGGUAGACUAAAAGCUCCGUAUCCUUUUGGGAGGUGGGAGCACAACAGCUGGUUUAAAUGUAGAAUCCAGUAAAAAAUCACGGGGUGGCACAGAGAGCUUCAGUAAAUGGUAUGGGAAGGGACYGCCAAAUUGCUAAGCAUUCAGGAAAGGAGCACCUUGGGUCAGGAGGGUGACACACCUCUCUCCAGUCUGUCUUCCUAUCCUGUCUCUACCUAUACUGACUCCUUUGCUGUCUUUAAGGGCGGUACUGAAUGGCUCCCAUUUUUUAGAACACAAUGAGUGGGAAGUGAAUGGCUGCCCCAAUGCUUUUGUUAAUGCUUUUUAUCCUCAAGC
Messenger RNA from Malurus melanocephalus (red-backed fairy wren), 1998 nucleotides. RefSeq lists its product as uncharacterized. The record is from RefSeq and is a predicted model, not a curated record. Lineage: Eukaryota; Metazoa; Chordata; Aves; Passeriformes; Maluridae.